AUGGAAGACCAGUUUCCGUUUUUGAGAGGCGGCAUAGAAUUCAAUGGUGUGAAGGUACUGCCAUCAGAUCUCCAACACAGCCACAGGAGUUCGUCUUCCUCCUGUGUUCUCAGCUUCCUCAACCCAAGAACUCUACUGCCUUCAUCAUCCUCUGCAUCUGCUGCUGCUGCUGCUGCUGCUGCUGCUGCUUCAGAGUCGCCAAACAUGGCCACCUUUCUUCUGCAGAAACAGAGACAUCAUGAAUCCGGCAUUGCAGGGUGCUUGCAGUGCUCGGUCUCUUGCAACAUGAUCGAGUUCUGCUCGACGCGGGAGCGGCGGCCGACGAAGCUGUUCCGAGGGGUGCGGCAGAGGCACUGGGGGAAGUGGGUGGCGGAGAUAAGGAUGCCGAGAAACCGGACGAGGGUGUGGCUGGGGACGUUCGAUACUGCCGAGGACGCCGCCAUGGCGUACGACAUGGCCGCCUACAAGCUCAGGGGCGACUCUGCCUAUCUCAACUUCCCCCACCUCAAGCACGACCUGCAUGAGCUUGGCUCUCCUCAUCUGCACUCUUCCGUUGCCUCCUUGUUGGAGGCAAAGCUCAAUGCCCUCUGCAACUCCUCUUCUUCCUCCUCCUCCUCCUCCGGUAGCUGUAAGCAGAAGAAAGCUGGUAAGGAUGACAAGUCUGCGGUUGCUUCCAUCACCAGGACUCCACGCAAGGAGGGGUUGCAGUCAGAUCAGGGGAGAAGAGAGAUCUCACAGCAGGAGUUGUUGAUCUCCGGAGGUGAUGCGGAAGGAGUUCUACUGAGCAGGAUGCCUUCUUUGGACAUGGACAUGAUAUGGGAUUCCCUCCCUAUGCCAGCAGCAGAAACUUGA
Molecule: messenger RNA, 852 nt
Organism: Musa acuminata AAA Group (dessert banana)
Lineage: Eukaryota; Viridiplantae; Streptophyta; Magnoliopsida; Zingiberales; Musaceae
Product: ethylene-responsive transcription factor ERF062
Exons: 1
Coding region: 1-852 (283 amino acids)
Biological process (GO): regulation of DNA-templated transcription
Cellular component (GO): nucleus
Molecular function (GO): DNA-binding transcription factor activity; sequence-specific DNA binding
Source: RefSeq, a predicted model, not a curated record